AUGGGUGGAUGUGCCGGCAAAAAUAAAUCAACUUCAACGAAAAAAUCCAAGGCACCAUUAACAGAUAAUAGCUCACAAACGAUUUUAAAUGUAUCAUCAAAAAAGGAUUUAUUGUCAUCGGAUGAUGUGAAUAAUAAUAAUAAUCAUAUGUCAAAACCAGAUAUUCAACUUACAAUGGAUAAACAAAAUGAAAUCAGUCAAAAUUUUCCACCACGUGUUAUAUCAAUAUCUGAUUCUGAAUUUGAAAUUGAAUUGGCUAAUCUUGUAUAUGGACAUCCAGAAAUUGAUUAUGUAGAAAAUCGAUUAAUGACUACUACUUAUAAAAGUACUGAAGUUUAA
This is a messenger RNA of Adineta steineri, 339 nucleotides long. The record is from the annotation of a GenBank genome assembly. Lineage: Eukaryota; Metazoa; Rotifera; Eurotatoria; Adinetida; Adinetidae.